CAACAGGAAACGGCCUCGGUAAAGAAAAACCUCAGAUAUUGGCCGAAGUAUCCAAAAUUUGAUCCAAUUUUUCCGCCAGUUACGGCUUCUUUGAAGAAACAUGGCCGAGAUAGACGAAUCUAAGAGGCCCUCUGUGCGUCAAGUGCGUCAGGAAUUCAUGGUACGGGAAGAUGGAGCAUUAGCUCAACGGCUACAGGAUGAAGAAUUUGGCCAUCACUAUAUAAGAAACCGAAGUGAACGGAAAACAGUACGAGAGGAUGUCAAAGCAGCAAAGAUAACUUAUUUGGAAGAAGUCAAACAGGCUCAACUCCUUCCUUGUGAGGAAUUCCAGCACAUGGCACAUCCAGAAGAGUGGCUUGCCAGUGAUCUACAACAUAAACUACAAACUGAAGAAGUAAAUUGUGAAAGGAAACGAAGAGAUUCUGAACUGAAGGACGAGGAGAUUGCGAGAAAACUGCAAGAAAAAGAAGCUAUGAAACUUGAACGUGCAAGGCAGAGAAGAGCAGAAAGACAACUUAGGGAGGAGAGGGAGAGUAAAAUUCUCCAGGAGGCUCUAUCAGGGUUGCAAGAUCACAAUGACAAUCAAGUGAAUCACCGGCAACAUGCUGAAACUCAAAGAGCACCUGUCCCGGUAGGAUCAAGGAAUGGUCGAUCUUCUCCAGAUACAGAGGAAACCAAGUCGCGUCGCCAUGUCAAAGGAGAGAUUAGCAGUGUUAGGGGGCCUGAGAAGAGAUUCAGUAUGGGAGAGGGAGCUGUAGUGCAACUACCGCCCAGUGAAGGAGGGAGAUUAGAAUGUGAUAGGAUUAUCCUAGCUGAUGGAACAGCUAUUGACCUGUUUGAUGACAAUGAAGACAAAGGUGCCCGGGAGCAGGCGCAUAAGAGAUCGCGAGAGAGACAAGAUGAGGAAUAUGCAAGAAAGUUACAGGAGCAAGAAAAUAAGUUAUUAGAACAAGACCGUCAUGCGGAACACGACAGGAAGCUAGCACUGGAAUAUCAAGACAGGGUAUGCGUCAGUUAAUCAUUUACUUGAGAGUAUUGAAGACGUGGUCAAGAUGUAUCAGCUUACGGUGUUUGUCGCUUGAGCUUCGUAAAACCAAAACCAUGCUAAACACAACAGCCAAUCAGAG
Stylophora pistillata is the source of this 1127-nucleotide messenger RNA. RefSeq lists its product as uncharacterized. NCBI's taxonomy places the organism in Eukaryota, Metazoa, Cnidaria, Anthozoa, Scleractinia, Pocilloporidae. The record is from RefSeq and is a predicted model, not a curated record.